This is a messenger RNA of Tribolium madens (black flour beetle), 2346 nucleotides long. RefSeq names its product eEF1A lysine and N-terminal methyltransferase homolog. The coding region runs from base 205 to 2199 and encodes 664 amino acids. NCBI's taxonomy places the organism in Eukaryota, Metazoa, Arthropoda, Insecta, Coleoptera, Tenebrionidae. The transcript is spliced from 5 exons. The record is from RefSeq and is a predicted model, not a curated record.
GUAGUUCAAAUGUGUGACUGACUUAUGACAUUUGAUAGGUGACGGUGUCACAACAUUACAGUCUAAAGUCACACAUUUAUCGAAAUAUUAAAAAAAAUAAUACAUUCUAUUUUAAAAUGAGUAGUUCAAAUGUACUACUAGUGAGAUUUAACCAUUAACAUGUGCUAACCUUAAAACAAAUUCAAAUAAAAAUUUUAAAUUACAAUGAAUUUGUUGCCAAAAUCGCACGAAGAGUUCAGUCAGAAGGAAUACUGGGACACAUUUUUUAAAAAACGGGGUUCUAAGGCAUUUGAAUGGUAUGGUGAAUAUCCGGAAUUGUCGGGCCAUUUACAUAAGUAUAUCAAAAAACAGGAUGAUAUUCUUAUCACUGGUUGCGGAAACUCGACUUUAGGGCGCGAUUUGUACGAUAUUGGUUACAAUAAUGUUACAAAUAUAGAUAUAUCACAGGUUGUGAUCCGACAAAUGUUGUCCCAGAAUGAAAAAGAGCGCCCCAAUUUGAAAUACUUGCAAAUGGACGCUUUAGACAUGUCUUUCAACGACGAAUCUUUUAGUGUAGUGUUAGAUAAAGGAACCUUGGACGCUUUAAUGCCCGACGACUGCCCCGAAACCGUGGCCAAAAUCACGAAAUACUUCGACGAAAUCCAAAGAGUUCUAAAACUGGCAGGUCGCUAUAUCUGUGUCUCACUUCUGCAAGAACACAUCUUAAAAAUGUUACUAAAUUAUUUUCCCACGAAUAACUGGAUGUUUCGCAUUGUUCGUUGUUUUGAAGCUGAAGCGAAAACGUCCGAAAAUGGGGAAAAUACGAUGCCCGUCUUUCUCGUAAUUUGCACGAAAUUUAAAAUUUUGCCGCGAAAAAUUCUAGAGGUAAAUCUCACUUCAAGCGAAAAAAUGGAACGGUUGGAGGCGAUUGACGAAAUCGCGAGACAAAUAGCGAGUGUGCAGCAGGCCGCUUUUGUGUGUUCAGGGCUCAAAAGGUCUUCAAUUGAAGGAGGCGAAGUCUCGCUUGAUUUAUGCCGGCCGGGGGAUCCCCGCCCCAGAUUCACAGUUCACGUGGUUGAAACUACAUCCAGUGCGAGAAAUUCGCAAUAUGCGGCUUUUAUUGUGCCACAAGGACGUGAGGCUGAAUGGCUCUUUUCGACAAAAUCAGGUCGCCAACAUUUGGCCAAAGUCACCAAAACUAAUCGAUUGGCAAUCGUGACGAUGCACCGGGGGCACGACUACGGCAAUUUCGAACAGGUCCAAGCCGAACUAGGGGACGCGGUUUGCAGUUUCGCCCCUGCUGAUUUAAAAAACCCCAAAAUCCCCUACCUAUCUCUAGGUGCAGACGUGGGCUCAAGAACGGUGAAACACGAAGGUUUGUCGCAAUUCUCCGGUUCCUACAUCGUCGAAGACGUCGCAGUCGACCAAAAUAAGUUUCGACGCCUAUUCUACUUAAGUUCGCAACUAGUCAUCCAAUCCGAAGCCAAACUGAAAACUAUCAAAACUAGAAAGGGACCGAAAGAAAUUGUCGAUUUAGCUCACCUGACGUGCAAACACCAUAUUUACAUGAGUGUGGCCACGAGUAUGGCUUGUAUGGACAAGGAGAAGGGUAGCGUUGUGGUUGUGGGGUUAGGUGGGGGCGGCUUGUGCUCAUUCCUCGGUAAAUUCUUACCCCAAAUUCGGGUAUCGGCCGUCGACAUUGACCCAGAGAUGCUUGAAGUGGCCACGAAAUGGUUUGGUCUUAGUCAGAAUGAACGAUUGCAAGUGAUUAUCCAGGAUGGUAUCAAAUAUUUAGAGGAAAUGACCGCUAAAAAUCAAAAAUCUGAUGCGAUUUUGUUCGAUGUUGAUAGUAAAGAUAGCACAAUUGGUAUGAGUUGUCCCCCAAGACAGUUUCUGGAAGAAGCUGUCCUGGAAAACGUGGCCAAAAUAAUUGGUGUUUCAGGGUUUUUUAUCUUAAAUUUGGUGUUGCGUGAGGCGAAUCUAAGACCGGCUAUUGUGGAAACGUUAAGUGGGAAGUUCCAAACCGUGGUUUCUUAUAGACUAGCUGAGGAUUUAAAUGAGAUUUUUGUUUGUGCAAAAGUGAAACUCGAUGAAGAGCUUGUUAAGAAAAAAUUGGGAGACGCUUCGAGAGAUAUAAAUAUUUUUUUUAAGAAGAAUCACUCAAACUGUGAUGAUUUUGUUGAAAUUAAUGAGUAUUUAAAUAAUUUAAAAAUCUCAUAAUAAUAAACAUCGGGUUUGUGCACAGUAAAACUCCUUCUACCUUGUAGAUCUCUAUUGACAGGCAAUGCAAAGUAAAAUUUACAAAUAUACAACAUUCUACGACGUCGAUUUAAAAAAUAAAUUUUAUCACAGGCCUUAAAAAGGAAU